This is a messenger RNA of Hydatigera taeniaeformis, 327 nucleotides long. The record is from the annotation of a GenBank genome assembly. NCBI's taxonomy places the organism in Eukaryota, Metazoa, Platyhelminthes, Cestoda, Cyclophyllidea, Taeniidae.
GGCUCUACGGUAGAGCUGCCGUGGGUGGUGGAGAGCUACCAAAGUCUUCGAGUCCAGUGGUAUUGGCAGCCAGCCUCGUCAUCCUCAAGUCGCGGUAGAGUUCCACUUAAUCCAUCAGUUUCAACCGAGGAAAAAGCUGUCAUAACCCGGCCCUGGGGUUCACGGAUCGAGUUCGUCCAGGGAGCAUACGGAAAUCUUCGUCUCAUCAAUGUUUCCAUAGACGAUGCCGGUCAGUACUCCUGCGAAGCUGCCUAUCCUGCUAGAUUGCCACCAGUGGUGUAUACCCUUAAGAUUCGUGGUGAGUUGUUUGUACCCAUUUAUAAGUAG